AUGAAGGGGAAGAAUAGUCAGCGCAUAAUCAGUCCUGUGCAGCUUUGCAUUAGUAUUUCUACUUUCAUCUUACUCAUUCUGAAUCUCGCCACUUUAGUAUAUGUCACGCAGCAUGUGGAAUUUCAGACGCGCCUUAUCCGCAAUUUGAGCAAUGAUGUUAUUUCAAGGCUUUCUCGUAGUUGUAUAGCGUCUUUGUGUGGCGAUAAUGAGACCUGCAUAGCCACGAUGGAUGCCGAGCACUGGCCCCAGCAACGUUGCAACAACAGUAACUUUUCAUUAUCCUGCCUUUAUGAUGCGGGUCAAAAGAUAACAGAUAUGAGUGUAACUCAUGAUAUUGACAAGAAGACCCGGUUGUUAGGGGCUGGAGCAGCUCUGAUAAUAAUCGGAGCCGCCAUCAACUCUUGGAAUACGUUUUUCAAAAACUGUUAUGAUGACGACGGAGGGUUACGCUACGGGGCCAGGCGUUGUGCCCUCUCUGCUACCUCGGCUCUUUUGAUGACAGGCGCCGCAAUUACAACUACUGUGGUUGCAAUAAGUAACGAAGUGCAAAGAGUCAGCAACCGCGACUCCUUAUGA
Molecule: messenger RNA, 576 nt
Organism: Lachancea sp. 'fantastica'
Lineage: Eukaryota; Fungi; Ascomycota; Saccharomycetes; Saccharomycetales; Saccharomycetaceae
Source: the annotation of a GenBank genome assembly